Molecule: messenger RNA, 1480 nt
Organism: Baudoinia panamericana UAMH 10762
Lineage: Eukaryota; Fungi; Ascomycota; Dothideomycetes; Mycosphaerellales; Teratosphaeriaceae
Exons: 3
Coding region: 197-1480 (427 amino acids)
Molecular function (GO): oxidoreductase activity; zinc ion binding
Source: RefSeq, a predicted model, not a curated record
AUGAUGGGACAGGAGCCGUUAGCGCCCUGACAGAGCGUGCAUCGUUGGUUGUAAUAGUAACGUAACAGCGCGAAGACCUGGUAAGCACGCUCUCUAGGCGCUCUUUCCAGGACAAAGCUCGCAUGAUUCGAACGACCAGCUGAGUCUGUGAGUAAGUCUGCUGCAAAGGUAGAGCUGAGCGUGAAGUAUUGCAAAGAUGCCUAUCUCUGUACCAAGUCAGCAGACUGUGGCCCUCGUCCGUACACUUGGCGGCCCGGUGGAGUUCGUCAAAGAUUACCCUGUCAAGCAGCCUAGUCAUGAUGAGGUUCUGGCCAAAGUACUAUACUCAGGCGUCUGUCAGUCCGAUCUGCAUACCCGGGCAGGCACUGCAGCAGGCGCAGAUGGCAAGCCCAUCACGGCGAUCAAGCUACCGCAUGUGGGUGGCCACGAGGGCGUAGGCAGGAUCAUUGCGCUCGGUACUGGGAUUCCGGAACGUGACCCAAGCAUUAAGGUGGGAGCACUGGUCGGCAUUAGAUUCUCCAGUAGAGUCUGCAGACGGUGUGAGUUCUGUUUGGCAGGCACAGAGCAAUACUGCCAAGGCGUCGAAGACUGGAAGCCUACAAAUCAUCUGCACCAUGAGGAUGGUGCCUUCCAGGAGUACAUUUGCCUGGAUGCUGGAUACAUUACACUGCUACCACCUGACGUGGAUCCGGUAUUAGCAGCUCCGACACUUUGUGCAGGACUCACUGCCUACAAGGCUGUGCUCAAUGCUGAGGUCAAGGUGGGCCAUUGGGUGGUCGUUGUCGGUGCGGGUGGCGGGCUAGGUCAAUACGCGGUCCAGUAUGCGAUAGCCCAAGGAGCGCGUGUUAUCGGCGUUGACACCGGUUCCCAAAAAGAGGAAAUGGUGACCUCUUUCGGAGCCUCAUUCGUCGACUUUCGGCAAACUCCAAAUAUCGUCGCAGAGGUGCAACGUCUUACCUCUGGUGGCGCGCACGCUGUCAUUGUCGCAGCAGGCUCAUCUCCCGCUUUUGCGCAAGCGGCUUCUAUGCUUCGCAUCGGCGGGACAAUGUGCUGUAUCGGCAUUCCACCUGGAGGCGGUCAUAUCAAUACCACCGUCGCAGAGAUUGUGAUCAAAGGAUUAAAAAUUAAAGGCAACCUCGUGGGCAGUCUGAAGGAGUGUUUGGAAGCCGUUGAGCUGGUGAGGGCUGGCAUCGUGAAGCCGAAAGUGUUCGUUCGGCCUUUUUCCGAUCUCCCAGAUGUAUACGAAGAGCUGGAAAGAGGCGAUAUUCCCGGACGAGUGGUUCUGAAGAUAGGAGAUGAUUUGGUUAGUAGUGCGAGGUUUUCCGCUUUGUGUUGCGCUUUGCUUGCUCGCCGUCAUUUGUUGUCUUCAGAGGUCUUCGAGCGGGCCACUGAUGCAGAGCCGGUCCACCUCGUUGGCGCUGUUGCUGAGGAAGACAGAUCGGUCGUGUGCGGCAAAGCACGCCAGCAUCCACGGCUGUGA